AUGGUUCGCAGUUCUAAUAUUGUCGCCGCUGCUACGUUCCUGGCCGGCGUGUGCCAGGCCCAGGCCACCGGGUUCAAAAGCUGUGAUGCGCUCAUUGAUGCCGGACUUGGUGAAAGCCUCCUGCUGCCAGCAAGCGAGGAUGACACGUACACUCGGGCUCUGGGAACGUAUUACUCGGCCACUGUGGCGGAGAUGAGGCCAUUCUGCAUCCUUCAACCCAAGACCGUAGCUGAUGUGUCCACCGCGGUCAAGGCUCUAGCUCCUCUGAGCGGUGCCGGGUCCUGGAAUAUCGCCGUCCGCGGCGGUGGUCACGGUCAUUGGGGAGGCAAUAACGUCCACAAUGGCGUGACAAUCGACCUUUCUCUUUUCAACAAGACCGUCCUCGCAGAAACCGAAAAGCAUGGACUUGGUGUCACAGGCGGUCGCAUCGGAAAUGUUGGUGUCGCAGGCCUCACCCUCGGAGGAGGCACCUCAUUCCUCAUUGCCGAGCGAGGCUUUGCCUGCGAUGACGUUGUGAACUACGAGGUCGUCCUCGCCGACGGUAGUACAGUCAACGCCAACAAGCACGACAACCCUCGGCUCUUCAAGGCCCUCAAAGGCGGCGGUAGCAACUUCGGUAUUGUAACCCGCUUCGACAUGGCUACUUUCCCCAAGAAGACCUUGUACGGCGGUAUCAUGUUCAUCGACUGGAAGCACAAGGACGAGCUUGUGGAUUCAAUGAUCGAGGUCAUUUCCGACAGCGAGGAGAAGCCCGGAGACAGCAUGAUUGUCAUGUAUACCUACAAUGCAGGUGCUGCAGCUCCAAUGAUGGGCACCAUCCCCAUGAGUGCCACGGGCGAUGAGGACGCUCGACCUUUCCGCGGGAUGGACCAGAUGACGGCUGUCAUGGAUAUGCGCACGAGGUGGACCUACGGCGAACUCCUUGCAGUCAUGCAAGAUAACGGUGGCAAGAGAAACUCCUGGUACACGCUCUGCUUUCACAACGACAAGCGCAUCAUGGACAAAGCCGAGGAACUGUUUCACACCCUCGUCGCAGACGCCGAAAAGGCCUUCCCGAACGCCUCCUGGUCGCUCAACUUCGUCUUCCAGCCCUUGCCCAAGGUUGUUGCCAAGUUCUCCGGCGGAAAUGCUCUCGGACUACAAGACAGUCUGACGCACGAUGGCAUUCUUUUCGCGGGUGAGGCAACGCUCAACACACGCGCCGAGGAGGCCUAUUUCAGCUCCCGCCUGGCAAUCAUCACCCACCAGCUCGAGGCAUACGCUAAGUCAGUUGACGGCAACAUCCCCUUCCGCUACCUGCCCUAUGCCGCUCCCGAGCAGGAUCCCCUCAGCACGUACGGCGCUGAGAACAUUGCUCUGAUGAAAGACGUUGCCCUUGAGUACGACCCUACAGGAUUCUUUCAGACCAGGGUCAAUGGAGGUUUCAAGCUCGACAACGUCGCGUAA
This is a messenger RNA of Verticillium alfalfae VaMs.102, 1446 nucleotides long. Its product is annotated as FAD binding domain-containing protein. Lineage: Eukaryota; Fungi; Ascomycota; Sordariomycetes; Glomerellales; Plectosphaerellaceae. The record is from RefSeq and is a predicted model, not a curated record. Gene Ontology annotation, molecular function: flavin adenine dinucleotide binding. The transcript has 4 exons. Bases 1 to 1446 code for a protein of 481 amino acids.